Messenger RNA from Staurois parvus, 355 nucleotides. The record is from the annotation of a GenBank genome assembly. Lineage: Eukaryota; Metazoa; Chordata; Amphibia; Anura; Ranidae.
AUGCAGACUGCUUCUACAGACAUUUGUGAAAGAAUGGUUAGCUCUCAGGAGCUCAGUGAAUUCAGUUGUGGUACAGUGAUAGGUUGCCACCUGUGCAAUAAGUCCAUCCGUGAAAUUUCCUUGCUACUAAGUAUUCAACGGUCAACUGUUAGUGGUAUUAUAACAAAGUGGAAUCAACUGAGAACAACAGAAACUCAGCCAGGAAGUGAGCAGGAUCAGUGUAUGCUGGAGUGCACAGUGAGCAGAAGUCGCCAACUGUCUGCAGAGUCAAUAGCUACAGACCUCCAAACUUAAUGUGGCCUUCAGAUUAGCAUAACAACAGUAAGUAGAGAGCUUCAUGGAAUGGGUUUCCAUG